UUUUCUUGAGUUCACAUCGCAUACCAAGUCAAGAUUCGAAUCAAAAAGCUGGCUGGACAGAAACGAGGUCUUGUGUCAAGUGUAACCAAAAUGGUCAGGUUUUGGUGUGCAGUGCUAGUGGUUGUCCACUUGUGGUCCAUGAGAGUUGCUUGAAUUGUGCUGCAAGAUUUGAUGAUAAGGGCAACUUUCUUUGCCCUUUUUGUGCAUAUUCUGUUUCCAUCUCUGAGUACAUAAAAGCUAAGGACAAGAUCAUCUUGGCAAGGAAGAAACUAGUUGCAUUUAUGAGGCUUAUAGGAAAAUUUGCUCAGGAACGGAGGAGGUUUCCGAGUCAUUCAACAUUAAAUGGCGAUGAUCAUCCAACCGCUGAAAACACUGAAACUGACCCUGUAAAUCAGGUAGAAGUUGAAAGAGAUGACAUUUUAAAGGAAGCUGUAAAGCCUCAGACAACAGACGCCUGUCAGGAGCUUGUCAAUAGUGAUGAAGAGGCGUCAUGUAUCGGUGCAAAUGACAAGUUAAUAAUAUCUAACGAUACUAAAGAACAUCAGACAAAGUUCUCAUUCACUCCAUCUCGACGAUCGAAGAGAAAGAUAAUUCCAUGGACAGAUGCUGAAGAAGGGAUGCUCAGGAAGGGAGUAGAGGAGUUUACACAGGGUGAUGGAACAAUUCCAUGGAAGAGAAUUUUGGAGUUUGGUUCCAAAGUCUUUCCCAAGAAUAAAACUGCAAGAGACCUGAAGAACAAGUGGAACAGAAUGCGCCAGGAUAGUAUGAAACUGCAACAGAAGGAUGAUGUCACAGCCCUGUGAUCUUGCAUGCAAGAUGAUGUCAUUUUGAUUUCUCAGUUUAGUCAAGGGAAUUAGGUACCUAGUUGUUAUCAGAUAGUGUAUUAAGGGUAAUUAGGAAGUUGGGAGUGGCAGUUUUGAUGACCCCCCCGGUUUUUGUGUCCCUGAAAUGAAAUGUUUUGUUUGUUUGGGGCUUUGAUGGCAUUGGGAAGCGAAUGAUGUUCUUUAUAGACCCAUCUAUAUUAAAUCUGGGGUAUC
Molecule: messenger RNA, 1037 nt
Organism: Hibiscus syriacus
Lineage: Eukaryota; Viridiplantae; Streptophyta; Magnoliopsida; Malvales; Malvaceae
Exons: 4
Coding region: 282-803 (173 amino acids)
Source: RefSeq, a predicted model, not a curated record